AUGUUCUAACCAACUCAAACACUCUCUCCACUUUAAGAGAAAAAAUUAUUGGUUCGAAGCUUUCCGGCGACAAUGGCGGUUGAUUCAGGCGCCGCUUCCAGUCAGAUGCUCAAGAGCCCUAAGAAGAACAUCAAAUCCCAACAAGGCGCUCCGCUUUCUCCCAAGGCGAAGCGGAAAAGCUCACCAGGAAUCCGCCUUGUCGGUGGUCGGAUUUAUGAUUCCGUCAACGGUAAAACUUGCCAUCAGUGUCGCCAAAAGACCAGGGAUUUUACUGCAGCAUGCAAGAACCAGAACAAUAACAAGCCCUGUACGAUUAUGUAUUGUCAUAAAUGCCUUUUGAACAGGUAUGGUGAGAAGGCAGAAGAAGUAGAUGCUUUGGGAGAGUGGAGCUGUCCGAAGUGUAGAGACAUUUGCAACUGCAGUGUGUGCAUGAAGAAGAAAGGUCAACAACCUACUGGUAUACUUAUUAAUACGGCGAAGAAAACUGGCUUUUCAUCUGUUUCUGAGAUGUUGCUUAAAGGAGGAGCUCAACAUUUGAGUCGUGAAAAAGAUGUUGCAGUGAUUGCUGCUUUGCCAAAGAAGGAAGUUGUCCCUUCACCCAGAAAGCGGGGGAAAGAAAAUUCUUUUGAUGGAAAAGUUGAUGCAAAUAUGCCAAAUGACACUGACAAGAAGUCCAAGAAAGUUAAGAAGGGCCACAAAGGCAAUAAGGAUGAUCUUAUGUCAGAAAUGCACGACUCCAAUAAGAAUAUUGGAACUGAAGGUACUGGUUCAUGUGGCAAUAAGAAAAAAAUGAAGAGGGAUAGAUCUUCUGAGAUGGAAAAUACUAAAGAUAAUGAUGAAAUAUUGAAGGAUAAGAGUGUAAAUGAAGUAGAGAAAAAACCAAAAAAGUCAAGGAAGGAGUUGGAGAAAGAUGAUAGUAAGCAGAGUGUAAAUGAAGUAGAGAAACAACCAAAAAGGUCAAGGAAGGAGUUGGAGAAAGACGAUAGUAAGCAGAGGGAUGUCAUUCCAGAUGCCAAUGUGAAUUGUGGAAUCACAAUGACCGGGAAAGAUGUUACAAAGCCCUUAGGAAAGGAUAACACAACGGGAGAUGAAAUUGAGUCUGCAAAUACACUGGUUGUUUUAAAGCAGCAUAAUGCUAAUAUAUUCCCAGACAUACCUAUGCCUCUGGGGACAGAAUUAAACAAUGUGGCUGGGUUUGCUGUAUCGACAGAAGAUGUUGGAAAUGCAUUGCAGUUUUUAGAAUUUUGUGCUGCUUUUGGAAAGAUACUAGAGGUGAAAAAGGGACAACCAGAGCAUGUUCUUCAAGACAUGUUCCAGGGGAGAGCUGGACGCCGAGGAAAAUUUUCUGUGACAGUUCAAUUUCAUAUCCUCCUACUAUCCAUUUUACAGACAGAGCAAGGGGAAGAAUGUGGAGAACUAAGUCCAUCAGUUGAAAAAAACUCAUGGUUCAGUGCACUUAAGAACUGCUUCUCUGAGUCUCAAAGCUUUGUUAAAGCUCAGGGACUGGAUUGUUUAGAGAGGGCAUCUGAUUACGAAUCUCUAGAACCUUCUGAAAAGCUCAGGCUUUUAAAUUUCCUCUGUGAUGAAAUUCUUGAAACUGAAAAGGUGAGGAGUUGGAUCGAUGAGCAGAACACAGAAUUUGCUGAAAAAGCCAAGGAAGCUAGACAAGAAGUUUUUGCUGCAACGCAGAAGGAGAAAACUUUGAAGCAGAAAAUGAAAGAUGAUAUUGCUGAAGCCAUUAUUGCCAAGCAUGGAGCUCCUCUUUCGAUUUUAGAGCAUGAAACCAUUGUCUCCAAUAUUAAACGGGAAGCAGAAGAAGCUCAUGCCAAGGUGCUUGAGUCAAAGGGCAUACUUCUUGAAAAAAGUCGGACUUGCAAAGCUAUACGAAUAGAGCCUUUGCUUGUGGAACAUGGUGGUAAUGCAUACUGGAAACUGAAUUGUUUUGGCAAUGUACUGCGCCAGCAUGUUGGAAAGGGAGACACUCUUACAUUAAAUGAGAACUGGUUCUCUAUUGACGAUGAAGGAAAAGAAGCAGUUCAGAAGCACAUUGACUCUUUGAGCGUAAAAAGGCAGAGCUUCCGAUGUAGACAAAACUGAAGGCACAUGGCUGAUGGGAAAAUGUGUGCUGCUUCUGCAAAAUAUGGGUGAAAUGUGUUCUCCCUAUUUUGUUUGUUGAAUUUUGUAGAAGAUAUUCUGACAAGCAGGACUUGGAAGCAUUUGGAAAUGAAAUAUGUUUGUGGUUAAGGAAAAUAUGAAUCAUGUGUAGUUUUGGGUGAUCACUCUUUUUUUGGUUUGGAAAAGAGUCGUAGAGAGCAGAAAUCAUUAGAGAUAAUGCUUAACUGAUUGUAAUUGUCAACGUAUGUUUUUUCUGAAGCUGUAAAACUUAAAAGUUUAAUUUCAAUCGUAUGGAUGUUGUAUCA
Salvia hispanica is the source of this 2420-nucleotide messenger RNA. RefSeq lists its product as uncharacterized. Lineage: Eukaryota; Viridiplantae; Streptophyta; Magnoliopsida; Lamiales; Lamiaceae. The record is from RefSeq and is a predicted model, not a curated record. Gene Ontology annotation, cellular component: nucleus. Gene Ontology annotation, biological process: regulation of DNA-templated transcription.